CGCUGCAAUCACUGAUAACGGGGCGUUGGAAGUAACGGUGCGCCGCAGCGGAUGAGUUGUACGGAUUUGUGCACUAUUCUGUGGGAUUGAUAACUGUGAUUUGAUAAGUGUGUGAAUGACUCGAAGGGUUGUGGAUUUGCGGUCGGGGGGUGGCGAUCACCCGUGCGUUGGUACUUGCAAGUGACUACAGUUGCUACCUGGUAUUCUGACGACGACUGAGUGGGGCAGAAACGACACGAUUUAUUGUACCUUCGACCUAUGUUGACGCAGGCUCGUAUCUCGGUUCUGAUUCUACGCCCAAAUGGUGCGACCGCAUUGCUUCUGUUUGGGACAAGAGGCUGGUGAUCUGAUGAUGGGGCAGUGGGGUCUCAUAUUUUAGUGAGUGUUGUAGUUUUGUAACUACAAGCAUUUUGGCAUACAUGGAAUUAUCAAUUCUGUCCAAAAAUUGCAUUGGUCUGGUGGCUGGUAGGAAGCUUGUUUGGUAGAUAUGGUGUGGGUUUUAGCAAUUUUGACCAGCUGCAUAGGAUUAUAGUCUAGGUAGGACAUUUAGUUCUAUGAUGAUAUUUAAGUGCACCCUAAAGUGCUUUUUGCUCUGUUUUCUGUAACCAGAGAUGUAGUUUCACUACAUGGGUGGGGUAAAGGACUGAGCAGUGAUUCCUAACAAAAGUUUUACCCCUAAAAAAAAACAAAAUCAGGGUUCUCUACUGCAAAAGGCCAUUUCAUUCUUAAAGUCGGGUAGAGCCCAGAGCUGGAGCCGCAUUUGGGGUUUUGGGGCUGAAACCCAAGUUGGAAGAGUGUGAGAGGCCCUCUCUUACUCCCUCCACCUUUUGGAUAGCAGAAGUUCUAGUUACAAACCAGUCUGCUUCUGCUCUGCUGCCUGGGAGUUCUGGUUGUAAGCAGCAUGCUAUUAGCCUGUGGUUUGUCACCCAGGCAAACCCUCACACUGUUGGUAAUUAGCCAGCUGCAGCUAUCAGUAUUGUGUGAUGAAUGGGUCACUUACCUAGCCCCUUAAUCCUGUUUGGCACUGUGAGACCAGCUGACCCUGCUGCCAACUAGAACUGUCACUUUCUCUCAUUUUGUUGCUCUUUGAAAAAUGGUGUCCUGCUCCACACACCCCAAAUAUGAAGCCCAUGUACAACCAAUGAGGAGAUGUCAAAUAAAUCCUACAGAAGCCUGCAGCUCGACUCUUGAAUUUGUAUUUACAAGCAUGUAGCUAACAUUUUUUAACACCUCAGCCAGUUUCAUGGAGUUCUUUGAGAUUAAGGUCAUCAACAUAUGUGCAUCCAACAAAUUUGUACAGAUUGAUGUGCAAUGCUCCUUAUUUGUGGGCUUCUGAAGGGCAGUGCAUGCAAAUUGAAUGGGAGUUAAAGCAGGGAGCUGAUCUUUUAACUAUCUAAAAUGUUGCAUUGUUUCCUUGGAUAUUGGCUGGAAAAAGUAACCAGAAAUGGAGAGUUUAUCUUUUUAAGCUGAAAGGAAACCAAUGUCUUGCCAGCAUCACUGAUGCUGAAAAGCCCAGCUGUCAUUGUUGACCUUUAUUUGGCAAUCUACAUGAGCAUAGCCUUAACUGUGAAUUUGGUGAUGUAGCUGCAUUGGCCCAUUUUUGGAAUCUAUGUUAGGUAUGUCUGUGGCAUUCCAUGGAAAGAGUAGUCCAAAAAUAGCAUCUGGAUGCAUACAGCUGACAGAAAGUGUUAGAUUCUGGCCAAUACAUAUGCUCAAAAAUGAUGGAGGCAUCGCUCAGAUGAGCUUAGUGAAGAUCGCCUGAAAUCAGAUUGCUCAGUCAUGUGAAACCAGAUUGCAUCAGUCUUUCCAGCCCAUCUGGCGAGCAAACUUGUAAUGCCUCCCUUAAAGUUGAUUGAAACUGCUGUCAUCUUCUGAUUGGCUGUGCACUGGAACACUUUCCUUUCAUCGAGUGGGCCGUUUGUGUAUACGUCCGUUCGGUUUCACGUAACCCGUGUCUGGACGGGACCGCAAGUCCGAAGCAGUCGGCGACAUCCCGAGUAAUGAAUCAUCGAAUCUCGAUGACGGGUUAUCUCAUCACAUGUUAGGAACAGGCGCUGUAUGGGACGCAAUAUGACGGGCUCGUGCUGGAACACGUGACCAGCCGCAGCUGUUGUUGCGGGCAGCGAACCCGUGCGACAGUAGCCACCGGUAGUCGCCGGCACUUACUUGUGCUCCUACGCGCUGCAAGAUGGCGGUACUGCCGCGAUAAUUUGAACGCUGAGCGCCUUUGUGUGUAUUUUGACUUCUGUGUGUUGUUACAUCUUUGGCUUGCAUUUCCUAGCCUCUUUUGUUUACAAUGUCUCGGCAUUCGCCACACGUCGUUGGCUACUAAAGACAAAACGUAAAGUGCGAUGAAGGCAUCUUCUAGCUCGUGCGCGUGACCAAUCAACUGGCUCCGGGGUCUUACAUAACCUAAACUGCCCGGUUUUACGGGUUUCCUCUCCGCUGUUGUGCCGAGGAGGCAGAUGCUAAGUUAAAUGUCGGUGUCGCGUGCCCGCCUGCCUCGACCCAUCCCAGAGUUCACUGUAAACACUAAGCGCCUCCAUUGUGUUAUCCCCGGGUAUGACUAGGAGACGUGCUAACAAACGUCUUGACACGCACUUUGGGAAAGAACGGCUUAGCAGUGAAAAUGAGUAUUGACAACCCUGUAUUGGGAUGUCUUCAAAGCGUAAAUGUCCUGGGGCAUACUCAUGGUGACAUCAUCAUGUGACUGUCAGACCUGAUCGCGACUUGGUUCCAAUCCCCCCCCCCCCAUCCCCAUAUUUGUCUGCAAGUGGCAUUGAGGGGAGCUGCAUAGAAAUGGAUACUAACUGAGAAAUUGCAUGAAGCACAUGUGAGACUAUGGUUCGGUCACUUUUUGACAGGUAUGGCUCACCCAACGACUUUUGACGAGCAUCCUAUACAUCCACUGACUUCGGACUUGCAUCCAUUGACUUAUAUUUGCACGAAUUUGCUGAAGUAAGUUUAUAUUUCCAUGGCGUAAUCAUGCCAGGACGUGGAGGGUCUCAAGUUUUAUCACACACGUCCUUGGCGGCAUUGACUGAGGUGCCACAAGUGCUGCACUGUUUGUUCCGACACUGCGGGCGCUGCGCUUGGGGUCUCCGCCAAACGUGUCUGGGGCGGGCUUCGUUCUGCACCCUACCGCUGCAACUGGCGUUCCGUCCAGAGCGUGGUGGCCACGGGAGAGGUCGUCGUCAGCUGAGGCCCACCUACAUCUGGAGGAAAUAGGUAUCAAGUUAUGGGAGCACGAGCCACGGCUGAUCUAGAGGAACUCGUGCAGUCGCAGGCGGUGGGGCGUGGUCGCGGUGGCGGUGGUGGUCGCGGCCGUGGCCGUGGCCGUGGCCGUGGUGGUCGCGGUUGUCGCGCCCCGACGCUAUCUGAGGACGAGGCCAGUCGGCUGGCGGCGCCUGUUGUCCGAUACGUACUGGCAGAACACGGCCGCGGCGCACCCAUCCUGCGCAGCAACAUCCAGAACGUGGCUGUGCCGGCUCAGCACUCUGACAGCCUGAACCAGAUCCUGCUCGUCGCCAACGAACACCUGUUGCACGUGUUCGGUGUGUCCCUGGAGGCGCUGAAGAACAAAACGCAACUGGUGCUGGUGAACCGGCUGCCGUUGCCAGACAACAGGCCCGAUGUGUUGGUGGAUCCGCCCGCCGUGGCGCUGUCGGAGGCAGAGAAGCAGCAGCGUGGCCUGCUGGUCGUCGUGCUGGCCUACAUCUUCAUGAACAACGGCCCCGUCUUGGAAGAGGCGAUGUGGGCCUACUUAAAGGCACUCGGUGUGGAGAAGAAUGAUCAGCAGGGGUGUUUCGGGAACGUCGUGAAGCUUCUCGAGCAGGACCUGGUGAGGGCUCGGUACUUGUCCACGAAGCAAGUGAAGCGGAAGGGCGGCGAGACGGCGCUCGAGUUUGACUGGGGCGAGCGGGCCCGUCACGAGAUGGAUCGCGGAAGCCUGCUGCAGUUCGUCUGCCAGGUGUGGGGCGAGAAAACCCAGCCCUCGGAUUGGGUGGAGCAAUAUAUGAAUGUUACAACCGAGCAACAGCAGCAGCAGCGCGAGCAGUAGAACUGGCUGCCACAUGGUGGGGGUGGCGUGAUUCCAGCAUCAUCUGUGAUUGCAGCAUUUGGUUUUAUACGGCACGAUGCGGCGCUCGUGAACUAGAUAGUCGUGCGUGCUGCGGUUUGUCAUCAUUCUCUUCGCGCAAUCAAGCUUAUGCACAGUGCGGUGAUGUUCUUUGCAUUGCUCAAAUAGUGAAUGUCUUCCGGGUAAGACAUGCACGCGGGUGACUAGCAUGUAUCAUUAGGGCGGUUAACUCUGCCCACGCAUCGCGAGGUUGGCGCGCUCGACGUUUUAUAUCAUUGUCACGCGUGUUAUAGGCAACGUUUCCCGCCUAGAGUUCCCAUUGGCCAUCACAUUCACAUGUUUGCAUUUUUUACUGAACAUUUCUGUGCAAUGAGGGCUCUUUGAAAUACUUGGUGAACUCAAGCACUCCUUGAAUUUGAUAUUUUGGUCCAGCUGUUUUCCCUCAGAUUGUGUUCGAACGUGUCAUGUUGUAAGCCUCGGAGAAAAUAAAAUUUCGGUCGUAGGGUA
Pollicipes pollicipes is the source of this 4585-nucleotide messenger RNA. It is a transcript of the gene MAGE, whose product is annotated as necdin, MAGE family member. Gene Ontology annotation, cellular component: nucleus. The coding region runs from base 3239 to 4060 and encodes 273 amino acids. The record is from RefSeq and is a predicted model, not a curated record. Lineage: Eukaryota; Metazoa; Arthropoda; Thecostraca; Pollicipedomorpha; Pollicipedidae. The transcript is spliced from 8 exons.